Arabidopsis lyrata subsp. lyrata is the source of this 1174-nucleotide messenger RNA. Its product is annotated as F-box/kelch-repeat protein At3g16580. The record is from RefSeq and is a predicted model, not a curated record. The coding region runs from base 44 to 1150 and encodes 368 amino acids. Gene Ontology annotation, molecular function: protein binding. NCBI's taxonomy places the organism in Eukaryota, Viridiplantae, Streptophyta, Magnoliopsida, Brassicales, Brassicaceae. The transcript has a single exon.
AAUCGUCAAUCCACAAGUUUCGAUCUAAAAACAAAAGACCCUAAUGGUGGAUGAGGAGAAGCUUCCAUGGGAGUUGGUUGAUGAGAUACUCUCUCGUGUCCCACCAACAUCUCUUUUUCGCUUCAGAACCGUUUGUAAACGAUGGAACGUUCUCUUCUACGACAAGACGUUCAUGAACAACCACAAGAUGACGUUUCGAUUCAUCUUAGCAACUGAAUCAAAGAUUUAUUCGGUAAGCAUCGAUCCAAAGAUAGAGGUGUGUGAGUUAACAUUAUAUUUUCCUGGUUUAGAAUAUCAGAAACCUCAAUACUUGGUUGAUUGCGAUAAGUUCUUGCUAUAUGGCUUGGAUAAAGGAGCCGUGGUUUGGAAUCCGUGGUUGAGACAGAGUAGAUGGAUAGAGUCGUCGGAGAUAAAACAAACUCCUAUGCAAUUCAGUGGCAUAGGAGACGUCGAUAGGAAUUACAAGAUCCUUGCUUCUUGUUCUCCGACGGGACUUCCCAACAAGUCUUGGUGCAAAAUAUACGACUUUGCAUCCGAUGCGUGGAAAGACUACGGAUCCGGUGAUGGCAUUGAGGAACGAAGUUCUUAUGUAACCUUUGGUGAUAGUGUUUCCUUGAAUGGUACUUUGUAUUGGGUUGCUAUAGAGAAGACUCAUAAAAGCUUCCACCUUGCAUGCUUCGACUUUUCGAGGGGGAAAUUUAUUAAAGGUAGGAAUCUACCAUGUGAGAAGACGAACUCCCUUAAGGAUGCUCUUGUCCUCGGGGUUUUUAAGGGAGAUCGGCUUUCAUUGUUAAAGCAAUGCCAUAAAACAAAGAAGAUUGAGAUUUGGGUGACCAAAUACAAGGUUAAUACAAAUCUUGCUCGUGAAGAUGUUGAAUGGAUAAACUUUAUGGAAGUGUCAAGUCCUAACUUUCCGAGUCUAGUAUACUACUCUCAGCCAAGUUACUUCAUUGAAGAUAAAAGGCUUGUCGUUUGCUCUUGGGACAAAAUUGGUCGGGCUUGGAUAUAUGUUUUAGGGGAAAAUAAGUUGAUCAGUAAAAGUCAUAUAGAUUAUGUAGUUGAUCCUUGGCCUUUUCACUGUACCUUUAUUCCUAGUUUGGUACCGGUUCCUCGAAGUCAACGUGAAGAACUAGCAGAAUUACAAGUUUGAUUUUAUUGAAUUUUAGAUUCUUGU